Molecule: messenger RNA, 1312 nt
Organism: Oncorhynchus nerka (sockeye salmon)
Lineage: Eukaryota; Metazoa; Chordata; Actinopteri; Salmoniformes; Salmonidae
Gene: star2
Product: steroidogenic acute regulatory protein 2
Biological process (GO): steroid biosynthetic process; intracellular cholesterol transport; regulation of steroid biosynthetic process
Cellular component (GO): mitochondrion
Molecular function (GO): cholesterol transfer activity; cholesterol binding
Source: RefSeq, a predicted model, not a curated record
CAACGUUACAGUAUGCUGCCUGCUGUGGUGAAGCUCUGCUGUGGAAUCUCCUACCCUCACCUCAGGACCAUGGCAGGACUGCAACGGCUAGCUAUCGCAGCGAUUGGCCAGGAGCUAGCUCACAUGCAGAGGAAUGGGCAGAGCCAACUACCAGCAUGGACCAGCCAUAUGGGUUGGCAGACUGGCACCGUUCAGCAUCAACACAGUGAGAGCUCCAGAAGAGAGGUAGUCAAUCCAGUCCCGUUGAAAGAGGAGGAGCUGCUGUACAUAAGGAGUGGGCACGAGGCGCUGACCAAGGCUCUGGACAUUGUUGACGAUAAGAAUGGAUGGAAAACAGAACUCACGGAGGAGAACGGGGAUGUGAUCUACAGUAAAGUGCUGUCUGGGGACAGGAAGGUCUUCAGACUGGAGACUGUGUUAGACGCCACCCCAGAAGAGAUACAUCACAUCCUGUGGAAGGUGGAAGAGAUGCACCAGUGGAACCCAAGCAUCAAAAACAUCAAGGUUCUGAAGCAAGCUGGCCCGGAAACCAUGGUUACGCACGAGGUGUCAGCAGCGACAGCCGGCAACCUGAUAGGCCAGAGAGACUUCCUGAGUGUGAGACACUUCUCCAGGCAGGAGUCAUGUAUCUAUCUGGGGGGAGCAGCCACGCACCUGGAGACCUUCCCUCCUCAGAAAGGCUUCGUCAGAGCGGAGGACGGACCAACGUGUAUUAUCAUCGAGCCCCUGGCAGACGACACAGGCAGGAGCCACUUUACGUGGCUCCUCAACAUGGAUGUCAAGGGCUGGCUGCCAAAGUCAAUCGUCAAUCAAGCUUUGCCGCGAGCGCAGGUGGAUUUCACCCGGUGUCUGCGCAGACGGCUGGCCGAGGGACUACUCCCUACUCAGCGACACACAAACCACCAUGCUCCCACAGUGUCUAGAGCCGGACAACCACCGCACACACUCUCUGACACACACUCACUGGAGUUGAGUGCUUGGGAGUAGAGACAGAGACAGAGAGAGAGAGACUUAGAGAGAGACUGAAGGACCUGGCUGCCAUUCACUCACACACACACACACACACACACACACACACACACACACACACACAUGCACACACAUACACACACACACACAGAGCUGUCUGCAGGCUGGCUCUGGCCUUUCACUAGGAGCACCCAGACACCCAGAGGAGAGCCACCCACCGUUGUGAAGACAUGCCAGGGUGCCCUCUCUUUCAGGGUGUGUGACAGACACACACACAUCUACACACACACACACGCACAUGCACACACGCAUACACACACACACACACACACACGCACACACA